AUGCCAGCCCAGCGACCGCAGGCGGCUUUCGAGCCGAUCCCUCCAAACAUCGAUGUGCCCGCGCUAGUCGAAUCGACACCAAACUUUGAAUGGGUUGUUAGAAUACCUUGCGAUGCAAUCUAUGAGCAAGGUUUAGAGAACUUUGAGAAACUUGUCCGCUUGCAUGUGAUAACUGGUGGGAAGCCCUUGGUCGUGGAGGGCUACGAUACCAGAUUCGAAAAGUGGAUUUUUGCAGAGCAAUGGCUGAGAGACAAUCUUUCUUCGAAGUCGGAGGUUGCGAGAAACCUCACAGCAAAAACCAACAUCCCUCUUUCCAUCGGACAUUAUCUCAGCAAUAUGCCUAUGUUGGCGGAGCAAAUUACCCCCCAAAAUUUCACUGAACCAACGCGCCAGCGGAUCUAUCUCAAGGAUAUCGAUUGUCCCGAUGUUUGGCAUGAAAAGCUGAGGGAUAUCAUACCGCCUUUUUUGUUCUACAUGAACGAAUCGACGCUCGAUCCGACCUAUUUGUCACAAGACUUUGCAAAAGCUGGCGAUCUAAUGAGCAGUCUUCCAACCCCAAUGCGGGCAGAAAAUCUUAUGUGUUACAUCGGUCAUGAAGGCACAUAUACCCCUUGCCAUCAAGAAAUGUGCGCGACUCUUGGACAUAAUAUCAUGGUGGAAACCUCGACAGGAACCUUCGAGCAUGGAAAACGGACAAAGCCUGGCUCUUCGAUCUGGUUCAUGACCGAGACUAAGGACCACCAUCUAGUCUCCGAAUAUUGGUCUUCCAUCCUUGGUCAUGACAUCGACUUGGAAGAUCAUUUUGCGCAAAUAAGUGCUUGGAAAGCAGCCCCAUUUACUACCUACGUUGUUGAACAAAGAGCCGGCGAUUUCAUACUCAUUCCGCCUUUGGCGCCCCACCAGGUGUGGAAUCGAGGCACUCGGACAAUGAAGGUCGCGUGGAAUCGUACGACCGUUGAAACACUAGAAAUGGCACUCGAGGAGGCGCUCCCACGUGCAAGAACUGUUUGUCGAGAUGAGCAGUACAAAAACAAGUCAAUCAUCUACUUCACAUUGGAAAAAUACUCGGGACUUCUCGCUGCUGCCGAGAGGCUCAACACCAAGACGACUAAAGUUCGCCACCUACAGAAAGACUUUAAAAAACUAUACGCGAUGUUUACAGCCAUCAUGCUCUCUGAAAGCUUUUCGAACGAGUUUUCUGAAGAGAGCAAGGUUGAAUUUUUACCCUAUGAUAGCAACGUUACGUGUUCUUAUUGUCGAUGCAAUAUCUUCAAUCGGUUUCUUACAUGUACACAUUGCGUGGGGAAGUUUGCAAAUGGCGAAGAUGAUUGUUACGAUGUUUGCAUGGAAUGUUACGCGAUGGGUAGAAGCUGUGGCUGCAUCUCCAACCUCCAAUGGGUCGAGCAAUUUCCAUGGCAGGAACUGGUUCGGAAGCACGAAACUUGGGGGAAGCAAAUAAGCAGAAUGCAGAACCUCAAAAUGCAGAAUCCCAAAGAGGAUAGAUACGUAUCUCUGUCUACCGAACGUUUGCAUCUAGGUCACAGAACACUAGCCGAAGUUUGUCAGUUGGAAUUGAUGAGAAGACCAUGGGUUGACAUUACAAAGCAUACAUUCGACGAAAGAGAAGGACUCGAUAGCCAAGAUGACGAGGAUGACCAAGGUAGUGGUGAUGAACGGCGCGUAAAGAAGAGGAAAGUUCAUCCCAGGGACAAGCUAGCCAAGGAACAAGCUAGGUGUCACAUAUGCAAAGCUCUUGAGCCUACUUGGAAGCUCGCAUUCUGUCUUACUUGCUCGCUGCACUACUGUUAUGGUAGUCUUUUCAGGGCAUUUGAGAUCAAGCCUCAGGAGGUGAUGCAAACGUAUCGCUGGGAAUGCCCAAGGUGUCGGAAAAUAUGUAGUUGCGGUGCCUGUCGCCGGAAAUUCACUACCCAGCCAUACGAACCGAAGGGUCUUACACUAGGCCACGAUACGAGGAAAGUAGCCGAUCCACGAAGUGUCGAAGCUCUUGUCAAUUUCAGCCACUCAAAUAUUGGCUGGCUGAAGAAAGCCGGAGAUGGUACCUCCGACUCGACCCGGCGGUUACAGAGACACCAAGCAGAAGCAGAGCAAGCGAAGAUGCAGGAAGCUUUCGCAGUUCAAGACGAUGAUGCAUUGUUCGUUGAACAACCUGUGCAAAAUGGGUACUCAAAUACAGAAUCUACCUUUCAUGAUGGUGUUCCGAUUGAUCCAGCCCUCGGUGGACCACCCGCUGCGCCAUCCCAUAAUUUUGACAUAUAUGAUCCUUCAGUCCACCUGCCCGAGCUUGCUGCAAGAGUACACCAAUUAACUCAGUCAAGCGCCGUGCAUGGCUUGACGAGGAGUGAGGAGGAAAUUCUCCGUGACGCUGCUGCAAUUCGAUUUGAGAUGCCUUCUGGCAAUAGGCUACAUGUAGAUCUCACUCAGGACGUUACCACGGAUGGCAACGCAACGUAUGGUAUAGACCCAGGCCUAUUACAAACGACCAUCGGCGGUGAAAAUGGUGCUCUUCCACGUGCAGCAAACCACAUACCAGUUGUCCAGAGCAAAUCACGUCCUCGGAAAAAUAAAGGUCAAUUGGUUGUCCGCUUAAGAUUGGGCCAAGAGCACAUGCACGCUAUAGCACAAACAUACAAGGAUCAGCCGAGCCCCAAUGCUGCCACGAUCAUCACAUCCGAUAUUCUUCCAUUCCAAGAUGAACCCUUGCCGACCCCCGAAAACUCGAGGAAGAAACGGCGUCGUGGUGAGAAAGACGACGAUUUUAAGGUAUGGCGUAAGGGCAGGAACCCACCGCAGACUUUGGAGACAGAUCAUCAUCCUGAGAAUGGUGACAAGCGACGGAGGGCCGUGAGAAUCGCAAAUUAUUAUGAGAAUUCAGAUUUGGAACUCUCGGACGGUGUUUAG
Talaromyces amestolkiae is the source of this 2919-nucleotide messenger RNA. RefSeq lists its product as uncharacterized. Bases 1 to 2919 code for a protein of 972 amino acids. The record is from RefSeq and is a predicted model, not a curated record. The transcript has 2 exons. Lineage: Eukaryota; Fungi; Ascomycota; Eurotiomycetes; Eurotiales; Trichocomaceae.